Molecule: messenger RNA, 1611 nt
Organism: Fusarium fujikuroi IMI 58289
Lineage: Eukaryota; Fungi; Ascomycota; Sordariomycetes; Hypocreales; Nectriaceae
Exons: 2
Coding region: 1-1611 (536 amino acids)
Source: RefSeq, a predicted model, not a curated record
AUGUCUAUAGUGCAACCUAUCAUCCGAGACCAAGUCGUCAUCAACGACGAUGAUGACUGGGACUCAGUGUACCACGUCGAAUGGGAGCCCGAUGCCAACUUCUUCACCGGCUCUGAACUUCGACCCAGAACACCACUAUGCAAGGCAACAGCCGAUCACCAAAUCACACUAGCCCGCGCCGCAGCGCUGAUUAUUCGCGCAUCUCUUAACAACAUCCCGUUAGAUAUCCCGGACUUUGAUCCCUACAAACUAACCGGCUUCCGGAAACAAUUGUAUCAAUGGAUGCAAGCCUAUAACUCGUCUCCGGCGAGUAAGCUUGUGCUAGGCGAUGUGACGAUGACGGUUACGAUUGAGAUCUUAUCGUCGCUUACGCGCAUGGGCGUGGAGGGAGAGAUUUUGGCUAAGAUUGGACCAAAUUUGGGAGGCAUUUUACAAGGAACUAUUAAUCCGAUGUCGCUGCUUUUGGAAGGCAAUAGGUUCAAUCGGAUGCAAGACGGGAUGGAGUUGAUGCAGAAGAUGAGAGGGCAUCUCCGACAAUAUCUCUCCUCAUACGCGACAAAGAAACCUGUUUUGAACGUCCUCGAGGUCGGCGCCAGUACGAGCAACAACACACAGACGAUAUUCGAUGCGUUACGAGAACAGAAGAGUGUAUCAUAUACUCUUACCGACUCGUCGCUUUCAGUGCUGGAGCAGACCAAGGCGGGCACCACCAAAGACUUCCUCAAGCUUAAGAGUCUUAACAUAAACCGCGAUGCUAUUGAGCAAGGCAUCAAUCCCAGUACCUACGACAUUAUUCUCGUCAACAACAUCCUUCAUACAGUCAACUCUCUUCCGGAAACACUGGCGAAUUUGCGCAAACUUCUCGUCCCUGGCGGUGUCCUCGCUCUCGUCGGAUUGUCAGACAUAUCACCCGCUUACAGCCUGAUCUUGGGUAUGAAUGAGAAUAUGUGGCCAGAUGAACGGUGUGAACAAUUGCCAUACCCUUCGAACGAUGACUGGAACAAGCUGCUGCAGGGUAGUCAGUUCAGCGGACUCGAACCAGCGACGAAGACAUUCGACUACAUCGGCCAAUCCUGCUACUGUGUCAUCUCAACAGCGGUGACUUCGACUCAGCGACUAAUGGUUAAUAUUCUACCGGGCUCAAAGGACAAUCUGUUCAGCUUUGCGGACCAACUGGCUUCCGCACUGGCAGAGAACGGGACAGCGUCCACAAUCACGCCAGCACGUCUAGAAGAUAUCUCGUCACGAUUCAUUUACGUCGCUCUCGAUGAUGGAUCCAGCUCCCUUAGCGAGUAUGAAAGUCUCCACAAAGCGCAAAACGUUCUUUGGAUCAACAUGGGGGCUGGGCUCUCGACACAACGAGACAUGAGCAUCAUCAGUGGUUUCGCUCGCGACGCCCAGAAGGAUAAUGAAACUCUCAAGCUCGUGCAACUCGACGUUAAGCAGGAGUAUCCGGAGUAUGCAGACCUUCUUAAAGUUGUCAUGCGGAUUAUACAGGUGUCGUUUCAAGAGGAUCGUGGUUCCAGGACGGAGUUGGAGUAUGAGUAUCGGAAUGGGAGAGUUCUUGUGCCGAGGGUAAAGGGAUCUGGUAUGAUACAGAAGUUUGCUUGA